Messenger RNA from Polyodon spathula (Mississippi paddlefish), 2596 nucleotides. It is a transcript of the gene tomt, whose product is annotated as transmembrane O-methyltransferase. The record is from RefSeq and is a predicted model, not a curated record. Gene Ontology annotation, molecular function: catechol O-methyltransferase activity. Gene Ontology annotation, biological process: developmental process; dopamine metabolic process; catecholamine catabolic process. Lineage: Eukaryota; Metazoa; Chordata; Actinopteri; Acipenseriformes; Polyodontidae. The transcript has 3 exons. Bases 15 to 794 code for a protein of 259 amino acids.
CAAACAGAUUGGAGAUGGUGUCCCCAGCAAUUGUCCUGGCUUUCAUCCCUUUGAUCAUGACGUUGAUAAUCCGGUACCGGCACCACUUCCUGCUGUUUUACCGGGCCGUGCUGGUUCGCAUGGUGCUGGACUGCACGACGGGUAUCUCCCGUGAAGAACGGGCGUUCCAGUACCUGCUCACACAUUCCCUCCCAGGGGACCCGGACAGCAUCCUGGACACAUUCGACCACUGGUCCAGCCGUGUGGAGUACAUGAGCAACAUUGGCCCCAAGAAAGGUAAAGUUCUGGACCGCCUCAUUACGGACAAUGCCCCUCUGAUUGUGCUGGAGCUGGGCACGCACUGUGGCUACUCUGCAGUCCGUAUCGCCCGCGGACUGCCCCUUGGUGCCAGGCUCUAUUCUGUCGAGAUGGAUGAGCGCAAUGCCGCCAUAGCCGAGAAGGUCAUCAGAUUGGCUGGAUUUGAUGAUGACACGGUGGAGCUGAUUGUGAGCCCCUCAGAGGAGGUGAUCCCCCAGUUGAGGGAGCGCUUUGGGAUUGACUGCCUGGACUUCGUGUUCAUGGACCACUGGAAGCGCUGCUACCUGCGAGACCUGCAGCUGCUGGAGGGGAGCGGGCUGCUGGGGAAGGGAAGCAUUAUCCUGGCAGACAACAUCAUCUUCCCUGGGGCACCGCACUUCCUGCGCUAUGUCAAGAGCUCCGGCCUGUACCAGCACCGCAUUCACCAGGCCACGCUGGAGUACUUCCGGGGUAUCCGAGAUGGCAUGGCCGAGCUCACCUUCAUCGGAACCAAGUAGAAACCCUUCUGUGGCAAGAAGAGGCAGCUACCUGCUAAUUUACUACUGAAGGGUUAAUACUUGCUGUGAUAAUCUGUCAGCGCUUACUUAAUUUUUUUAAUAAAUAUUAUGUCCUUACUCAGAUUUGUAUUUAAAAUAACACAAAUUUGAUUAAGUUAGUAGGACUAGAUUAUGGCUAGAAUUUGUUUUGCGGGUUGGUUAUUUAAGUUACUGUUGCUUCCAUAUUCGCACAGAAUUCUAGCUCCUUAUGGUAAGGUACUUUCUGGGGUCAGCAAUAAGUAAACUGAAAUAUAGUGUAUCUAUACCACCUUAUAUUAGCUUUUAUUUUUAACCGUUUCCUCAUACAGGGUAAAAUGAGUAACAUCGUGACUUUUUCUAAUUAAGAAACAUGAGAACAAUUGCUUCAUAUCAUGAAUUCUAAAAGACAAACUUAUUAGUAUUUUAUUUUUAAAAGAUUUAAGGUUCCUCUCUUUCGGUGUGUUUCUUGCAGAAUAUUUUCUUUAAGUGUUUUCGUAAUACUGUACAGAAUGCCUAUUUGUUCAUUACAUUUUAUAUAUCAGAUCUUAUUUUCAGAAUGGUUUAAUAUUUAAUUAAAUACUCGUUAUUGUCCAAUUAUUGAGCUUGCCACUGCCAAACUGGUUAAGUCCUUUUAAAUAUGUCAGUUAAGGGGAAGUCAUUUUAAAGUCAUUGUUUUAUAUCGAAUAUACAACUGACCUAUUUUCUUGACAUACCCUUGUAUCUCACUCUCUAAUAUUUAUGCUCUUUACAGAAUCAAAUUCCAUCUAACGGUUCUGCUGGGGAAUCAUAAAUAUUCAAGCUUCGCUCUUAUUAUUUUUUUUUUUUUUUUGUCAGCUUGUCUCUAUGGCAUUGUUCCCCAUUAAUACACUCCCUGCAAUCUAUUAUAUUGAUUUUAUUGUCAUUUUUGCCCUGGUAGUAGCAACGUUGUAAAUCAAAAAUAAAAUGCUUUAAAACCCACAAGUUCUUUAAAUAACAUUUGACUUUAAUUUUUGUUUUAAAUAGUAAAAUGCAGUAGAACAAACCAGAGUAAAUCCCACACAUGGAAGCUAUCCAACUUUGUUACUGUAUUCAUUGUGUUAACGCUCAGCAGGGACACCUGCUGGUUGGUCUAGACAAUACAGCAGCAUGACAGUUGAUGAUUGUCAGUGCCUGCUCAUUGAUCAGUUGUGUAUUAAAUAUCAUAGUUGCUAGAAACACAAGUUCAUCUCUAAUGGGCUUGGAUGUGUAUGUGUCCUGUAUAGAACACUCCAGAGUCAAUUUGUAAUACCAGUAAAAGCACACAGUACAAUAUUACCGAUUCCAUAGCACCAUUAGGAAACCAACCUAUUUUCACAUACUGUAUGUGUCUAGUGGCUGUGUGCCGUUUGUAAACACAAGCGUAAAGUGGUUUGCAGCAUUUAAACAUUUCUGGACAAGUGCCUCUCCUGCUGUAGAAUGGUUAUCCCUAUAGUGUUGGCUUGUUUCUUACAUUCACUUGCUGAAGCAGAAACAGUGUUUAUGAAACAAAACAAACAAGCAAAAAACAAUCCAACGAAACCAUAUACUGCAAGUUAAACAAUGCACUCAACAUUCCACAGCAACAAGGUUCAGAGCAUACAGGGCCAAUGGCAAAGGGCUGCGUCCUUCAAACCAUGAACCCUUACUGGGUACUGGAAGAUCACAACAAGGUUCUGGGUGUUGUUUUUCACUCUAGUACGGGAAGGAGGGUCUAGAUCAGGGGUCUCCAACCCUGGUCCUGGAGAGCCCCUAUCCAGCAGGUUUUAUAGGUAUCUUUACAUCAUCAG